AUGGCCGGCCAGUCGAAGCCCGCACUUUCCCCUUGGGGAAGUGCCGUCGCGGGUGCUACAGGUGCAGUUCUAGCAAACGCUUUGGUCUACCCUCUUGAUCUUGUCAAGACGAAACUCCAAGUACAAGUCAAGACAAGCGACUCGAAAGACGAGAAUGCCGAAACAGUUCACUAUAAAUCGACAUUAGAUGCGAUCACCAAGAUUGUCGAGAAGGAAGGAAUCGAAGGCCUAUACUCCGGAAUUGCCGGCUCUCUCAUCGGUGUGGCGUCCACCAACUUCGCCUACUUCUACUGGUACACCGUUGUGAGGGCAUUCUACAUGGCAUCCAACAAGGUUCCUAAACCUCCUGGAACUGCCAUUGAGCUUUCCCUCGGUGCCGUGGCGGGCGCGGUCGCCCAGAUCUUCACUAUUCCCGUUGCCGUAAUCACCACACGGCAACAGACACAAGACAAGAGCGAGAGGAAGGGUUUGAUUGAAACUGGAAAGGAGAUUGUCGAUAGUGAAGAUGGUUGGACCGGUCUAUGGAGAGGACUCAAAGCUAGUUUGAUCCUGGUGGUCAACCCGGCAAUCACAUACGGCGCCUAUCAGCGCCUCAAAGAUAUCAUCUUCCCAGGGAAGAACAAUCUAAAGCCUUGGGAAGCUUUCCUCCUCGGCGCUCUCUCCAAGGCGCUAGCUACUAUUGCGACGCAACCAUUGAUUGUGGCCAAGGUCGGCCUUCAGUCUCGCCCACCUCCGGGUCGCGAAGGAAAGCCUUUCAAAACAUUCGGCGAGGUCAUGCGAUAUAUUGUGCAGAAUGAGGGUCUCCUGUCCCUCUUCAAGGGAAUUGGACCCCAGAUCAUGAAGGGACUCCUUGUACAAGGCUUUUUGAUGAUGACUAAGGAGAGGGUUGAACUUAUUUUCGUUCUUCUUUUCGCAUACCUGAGGAAGAUCAGAGAGCAAAAGCUCAAGAAGCUGGCGGACUCCGCUGCAUCGACAGCAAAGACCAGUCUUCCCGCGACCCUCAAAUAG
Molecule: messenger RNA, 1008 nt
Organism: Aspergillus luchuensis
Lineage: Eukaryota; Fungi; Ascomycota; Eurotiomycetes; Eurotiales; Aspergillaceae
Gene: ANT1
Product: putative peroxisomal carrier protein
Exons: 4
Coding region: 1-1008 (335 amino acids)
Biological process (GO): transmembrane transport
Source: RefSeq, a predicted model, not a curated record